Molecule: messenger RNA, 3777 nt
Organism: Ylistrum balloti
Lineage: Eukaryota; Metazoa; Mollusca; Bivalvia; Pectinida; Pectinidae
Product: extracellular tyrosine-protein kinase PKDCC-like
Exons: 6
Coding region: 269-1741 (490 amino acids)
Biological process (GO): protein phosphorylation
Molecular function (GO): ATP binding; non-membrane spanning protein tyrosine kinase activity
Source: RefSeq, a predicted model, not a curated record
CUUGUCAACAGGUUCGACCUUGUGUCACGACAGAAACUAAGGAGGGGAAAUGACAGCGUAGCUACAGGAAAGCUUGUGCUAGGGUCAGCUAGCGGUGUGAUGGAUGUACACACGAAGCGCUGUGUCGUCUGCUCGCAGGUAAGGGCUGAAAAUUAUACAGCUCACGACAGAACAGAAUGUUGUGAAUCCUUCCUGCUUAUAAUUGUGUGAUGGUAUGUUGUGCUGAUUUGUACCAGUUCAUCUAAUUUAAAAGAUAAAACUUUACAAAAUGGCUUGUCGAAUACGAAGCAGACGACAUUUGGGAAAUGUCAAACAGAUUUGUUUAUUUUCUAUUGGACUUAUACUGCUCGCUAAUGUAGUGAUACUACAUCGAAAAUUCAACGGAUUGGAAGAAGAAAACAUGGUGGAUCCCGGGGGAACUAUUAAAUACAAUAAACACGAUAGACACUCUGAUUCUGUUUUCGAGGAUAUGUCACUUGACAGUGCAUGGAGAUUAAAUUUUCUGGAAAAUUACAAUGGAUUCGAACGCCGACUGAGAAAAUUGAUGGAAAAGUCGUCAGAAAGUGGUUUGUAUGGUAUGCGAAUGGAAGGCACUAGUCAACUUGACACACCAUCAUCGAAAGAUUUUAUAGGGUGUGAUGAAAUUGUCAAUAUUACUGAAAGAAAGUACUUAGCGUCUGGCUGGACCAAGGCGGUAUACAGUGGGAAAUAUAAAGGCAAAUCAAUAGCUAUUAAGACCGUGGAUGUAAGAGGCCAAGACGUAUCGACAUGUGUAAGCCGUGGGUUUACAGCGUCUUACUGUUAUAACAAGGCAGCACAGAAGAUAGUCAAGGAAAUAUUAGUGCUACAGGCACUUACACACGAUAACGUCAUUAAGGUACUGGGAUUCUGUGUGCCAAACCAAAACAACAAUGUCCAGGGUGUUGCCAUGAUUACGGAGCUUGGGGAGACAGUCAACCUCAUCAAACUAUUGCAGAUGUCUUGGGAGGAUCGUCUCAGGGUAUCCUAUGACCUGACCAAAAUCGUUCAUUUUAUGUCCAACACACAAUACGGAAGUAUGGCCAUGAACGACUUCCGGCGCCAGCAGUUUGUCCUGGUUGAUGGUGUUCUGAAAGUUUCCGAUGUGGAUGAUGCGGGUUUUUCUGAUCCAUCUUGUACGGAUAGUGAGACCUGUACUAUACAUUUCUCCUCUGCAAACUUCACAAAAAGAUUACCAUGUAUCCAUGGUAAAUGUCUAGGUUACAACGAAAAAAGGAACCUCUUUAAUGGAGCAAGACAUUUUACAACAUACUUGUUGCCACAUGGGGCUCCUCCUACUCUCCGCGGAUUAAUUAACAAAACAAUUGACGGAUUUGCAAACUUGACUGCCAAUGCUGGUCAGCUGAUGGCUAUGAUGAAUAGAAUAGUUCAAUCAUACAAGACAGGGGCUUACCUUAACCGGACAAGUUCCAGCGACUAUCAAACAAGAUACCACAUCUAUUCCAAAAUGGAUCUUCCGGGCAAGUAUGACUACAGAUGUCGGGUUUCACUUUCUGGAAGUGGGUGUACAGUGUCUAUUUUUGACCAGAAGGAGGCGGAGAACAUAUGUGACGACGAUCCAGAUUGUCAGGGGUUUGUUAUGUCUAAACAGCUCACAUGGACAGGGAGAAUUCUUGUUCAUCUGAAAUCAGGCGUAGACAAUCCAACGACUAAUGACAACACCAUUUUGUAUAUCAAACCAAAUCCAAAUAGGAGUGUUUAACCAAAAGAGCAAAUAUCACAAAGUGUGUGAGAAAGAGAGUGUGAAUAGAGCACGAAGAAAUUCACUGCGAUUAUAUAUAAGUAUGUGUAUUGUGAAAUUCCUUGGUUGUUUGGUAUUUAUUCACUUUGCCUCAUGUAGUUCUUACGAACAAAGUUGAUAAAAACUUGCGCUAUUUUUUUUUUUUUUAACUUUUUGUGUAAUAUGACAGAGUUGUAGCUCAUUUCCAUGGUUGUGAUGUUUUAGUUAGUUCCAUUGGUUAUCUGUUGUGAUGUUACCGCCAAUCUGAUUGGUUGGGACACUCACUUCGAAAGAGUUAUUAGUUAAGCAUUAACAAUUCACUAACUUGUUACCAUUUUUAAUGUUGGUUUGAUACUACUAGAUGGUAGUGAUAUCAACGUAGAGGUUCACUAUGUGAACAUAAUUCUGUGGAAUUGUUGGUGCUUUAUGAUCGGAUAGCAGGGUAUAUACAGAAAAAAAAUCAAAGAAGUAAUUACUAGAGGUUAUUUCAUCAGAAAAUCUAGUCAUGUUGUAAAUUUGUGAGUUGUUAUAAUAUCGCUGGUGGGGUGUACUUAACGUCAUUUUUAGCGUAGUUUUAUACGUGCAAUGAUGACACCUUUCAAUACUAAUUUAGAAUUAGAUACAUCAAUUUGAAAUAAUGAAAAAUACUGCUGUUAUUUCUUUUAGAACUUGUCAGUGAUACCAAGUGCCUAAAUUCUGAAACUUAGAAGGCAAAUGAGCAUAAUCAAAAUUUUAUCGAAAUUCAUGUCAAAAUCAAAAAUAGAAAAUGCCUAUUCUUUUAAGUAUGAUAUGGUAAUGUGAACAAAUAUUUGUUAUAUUUAGUGUUCAGUUGUUAUACGCGAUCACCCUUAUUUGAUAAAUGAUUAAUAAUGUCAUUAAACAAAUUAAUUCUGUUUAAACUAAAUACAGCUUAAACCUAAACAUUGCAUGAAACGUUGGCUCGUCUACAAUUAACACAUUGUUAUACCGUUACUACUUAGCCCUACAUAAUUGAAUUAUUUAGGCGUUCAUGUGCUGAUAUACCACAGCAGCUCCUGAUGUUUGGAUCAUAUUAAUUACUUCAAUAUUUUAGUAUAUCGUACACUGGACGGCAAGGUCAUCUACUUUGAAUGCUAAAUGUUAUAUAUUCCGACUUCUUUAUGGAAUGGUUUAUUUUAGUUUUGAAGAUAAGUGACUUCCACAAUUAGGAAUGCUUGUAACUUCAUUAUAAAUAUUAAAAAAAGAACAUGCAUUUCGUGAGAUUUACCAUUUUCUUAGAGAAAUCAUUAUCCGGAACGGAAAGAAAUUCUUCAAUUACAAAAGUUUUAUAUUGGUUUUAGGAAGUUUGAUACCUAAAAGAAAUCCAAAACACAACUUUAGAGGCAGUAUUAUUGUAUUUUGUGUUACUUACCAUAAUGUCGUUUGAUCAUCAUAAAUCCAACCAAAAUUGUGUCUACAAUGUGAACAUCCCAGUUUUCCCAAAGAUACGUAAAGACCCAGUCAUAUAGUAAAUAUCAAUAAGAAAUAGUUUUCUUAAAACAUUUUACUAGUGAUAUGUUCAGUACAAAUAGCUGAGUUGUGUAACCGAGUUUAAAUUGUGUGGUGUUUCAGGGGAAGGCACUCCUGUUUAAAUAUUGCCGUUUGUGUGUCGUCUUGCAUUCUAGGUCAAUAUCCUAUCCUUUUGUUGAACACUUUCAUCAAGAAUUUAUUUCACAACCGAGCACAUGUAAGUAAUUAAGAUGAGCAACCCAUAAUUUCUAACAAGUGAAAAAAAUGAAAUACUCGACUUUUGAUAAUGCGUCAAAGGUAUGUCCGGUAAUACCCAAAAACAAUACUCCCCAGAAACAUUUCUUCCAUGUGUGUUUUUUCUGAACAAUUACUUUGUUAUAUAGUCCCGUUGCUAUAAAGCUGGUCAUUACCGACCUGCGUUCCUUGAAAUAUAAUUUCAUGACAUUUUUGUAUACUGGAUUGAAUCAAAAAUCUUUUCGAAGCUCGAAUUUACGUGUCGUUGACGAUAUUUUUGUUACGAAGUACAAACC